GGCGCCCUCCCGGCCGGGGCGCGCCACCCGUAGCUCGGUGAGGUCCGAGCUGCACGGGAAAGCUUGCAGAACGAGCGGAGAGCCGCGCGUGCGGCGGAGGUGAUGACUGCGGCGGCAUGGAGUUCCCGGAGCACGGCGUACGGCUGCUGGGCCGCCUGAGGCAGCAGCGCGAGCUUGGGUUCCUGUGCGACUGCACUGUCCUGGUGGGCGACGCGCGCUUCCCUGCGCACCGCGCUGUACUGGCCGCGUGCAGUGUCUACUUCCAUCUCUUCUACAGGGACCAGCCCGCGAGCAGCCGCGACACAGUGCGGCUCAACGGCGACAUCGUCACCGUACCCGCCUUCAGCCGCCUGCUGGACUUCAUGUAUGAGGGCCGCCUGGACCUGCACAGCCUACCUGUCGAGGACGUCCUGGCUGCAGCCAGUUACCUACACAUGUAUGACAUCGUCAAGGUCUGCAAGGGCAGGCUCAGAAAGAAGGACCCAGAUCUGGAGACCCGUACGCUGGGGACAGAGCUUCCCGGGCAGACACCACACCCCCUGCCUUCCUGGCCCCCUGCCUUCUGCCAAGCCACACCAAAGGCCAAACCCCCAUCUCUAGGGGUCAAGGCUGUCCAUCCCCUGCCAAAAUUCGGACCUCCAUCUUGGCAGGUCUCAGAGGAGUCGAGUGGGGCCCUGGACCUGUCGCUGAAGCCUGGCCCAAGACCAGAGCAGGCCCACCCACCCUGUCUCCUCCAGACAUCCCAGUGCAGCUCCAUACAGCAAGGGGCCCAGCCACUGGUGAAGGCCGAGCAAGAUUCGUUCUCUGAACAAGAUAGCAGCAGCCCGCAGAGCGCGGACAGAUCCCCACCACCAGUCUGUGCUUCUGCAGCCCGGGGCCUGGCAGUGAACUUGGAGCCAUUGCACAUCCAAGGAACAGGCAGCCAGCAGCUUGGGCUGCAUGCAGAGCCAGUGGUGGACAGCGAAGAUCUGGGUCCUGGCAGGCAUCUUUGCAUUUGCCCGUUGUGCUGCAAACUCUUCCCUAGCACCCACGCACUGCAGCCGCAUCUCAGCGCCCACUUCCGGGAGCGGGACAGCGUCCGUACCAGGCUCUCCCCGGAGGGGGCCGUGCCCACGUGCCCCCUCUGCAGCAAGACCUUCUCCUGCACGUACACGCUGAAGAGGCAUGAACGGACACACUCUGGGGAGAAGCCCUAUACAUGCGUGCAGUGUGGUAAGAGCUUCCAGUACUCACACAACUUAAGCCGGCAUGCUGUGGUCCACACACGGGAGAAGCCCCAUGCCUGCCGCUGGUGUGAGCGCCGAUUCACACAGUCUGGUGACCUGUAUCGCCAUGUCCGCAAGUUCCACUAUGGCCUCGUCAAGCCCUUGCUUGUGUGAAGUGUUUUUCUGCAUCCCCGAGGUGGAGGAAGAGCAGAGGCAGGGUCUCCCCGGAUGGAACUCUGGGGCAGAGGAAGAAGCCCAGGCUACCCCAAGGCUAGAAGGUUGCACUGGCCAACCUGAAUGAAUGCUGCUGCUUCUUGGAUGGGUCACCUCCUCCUCCCCUCCCCUCCACCUGACACCUGAGCAGGUUGUACCCUGCCCAGUUUAGGGAUACUCUGUCCCCACUGUCCUUCCUCUCUAGCAAGGUCCUAGAGUGCCUGGCCUGCCCGCCCAUUCACUGGCCAGUGUGAGAUAAUACAGUUUUCCUCUGUCCUGGGGCU
Messenger RNA from Rattus norvegicus (Norway rat), 1702 nucleotides. It is a transcript of the gene Zbtb42, whose product is annotated as zinc finger and BTB domain containing 42. Gene Ontology annotation, cellular component: cytoplasm; nucleoplasm; nucleus. The transcript is spliced from 2 exons. NCBI's taxonomy places the organism in Eukaryota, Metazoa, Chordata, Mammalia, Rodentia, Muridae. The record is from RefSeq and is marked provisional. Bases 117 to 1379 code for a protein of 420 amino acids. Gene Ontology annotation, biological process: negative regulation of transcription by RNA polymerase II.